AUGGGGAAGCCUUCUGUACCGCUAUCUGCGGAUCUACCACCGCUCGUUUUCGGAACUGCAACUUUUUCCUCACAGUACAAUGCUGACCCAUAUGCACUUCCCACGACCGCGAUAGUCCACCGCGCAUUGUCUGCGGGAAUUCGGGCUUUUGACACGUCUCCUUACUACGGUCCAGCGGAAGAAUUACUGGGACGUGCUCUCUCCACUAGCUUCGCUCGUUCCAAUUUUCCAAGAUACACCUACCGCCUGCUUACCAAGGUUGGUCGAGUCGCAGCGCAAUCCUUCGAUUAUUCACCGGUAUGGAUACGAAAAAGCAUAAAGCGUAGCUUAUCCCGCCUUGAUACCUCUUACCUAGACGUCGUAUACUGCCAUGAUGUCGAGUUUGUUUCGCCAGAAGAAGUCGUAGGUGCGGUUGUGGAGUUGCGCAGAAUACGGGAUACUGAGGGGGCAAUCCGUUAUGUCGGAAUAUCAGGGUACCCUGUGGACGUUUUGUGCUCGCUGGCAGAAAUGAUUUUGGAAAGGACUGGUGAGCCGCUGGACGCUGUGAUGUCUUACGCCAAUUUUACGUUGCAGAACACAAAGCUUGCUCUGGAGGGCCUACCGCGUCUUAUUGCUGCGGGAGUCGAUGUGGUUCCCAACGCCUCCCCGUUAGGAAUGGGGCUUUUAAGACGCAAAGGCGUCCCUAUCGGAAGUAUGGGUGAUUUCCAUCCUGCGCUCGAUGGACUGCGCAAAGCUAUACAUACGGCAAGCGAAUGGGUAGAGCAGCAGGGAGAGAAAAUCGAAGUUGUUGCUAUACGAUAUGCGCUCGAGUCAUGGUUGCGCGAGGGCUCAUGUGUCGGUGCUCUUGGGCCGCCACUUGCACCUUCCCCAGAUGCUGAUCCGGGAUUCAUCUCCGCUGCUACCGUUGGUGUUGGACGACGGCUAGGUGUUAGUGUCAUAGGUGUGAGCAAUAUCGAUGAGUUGAAUGAAACUCUUCGUGUGUGGCAAAGCAUUGUCGAUGGGCUUGAGGAUCAAGGGGAUGAUGAUGAUGACGAUGCUGUCCCCUCUGAAGAGGUUGGAUACUUCCCGGAAGGAACAAAUGCGACAACGGACGACGGCGACGACAUUGAUCCGUCAUCUUUUACAGGCACCUCUAAACCCCCCGCCAUUCUCACUCCGUGCGGUGAUAUUACCGAUCGUAAGUGGUCUCGAGGCAGACGACAACGCAUUUUAAAGCUCACCAAGGGAAUUCGCGAGAUUCUCGGACCGGAGUGGGUAAAUUAUACUUGGGCGAGUCCGGAAGAAGGCUUUGUAAAUAUCCCUCCCGAACACCCUGACGACAUGGACGAGCUGGCAGGAAAAGGGAUCGCUACGACGGAUGCAGGCGAAGGAGAUAUUGAUAUGAAGGACUUGGAGGGCAGACUGCUUACACCUCCAUUGGAGCCAGCUGUCAAAUGA
Blastomyces dermatitidis ER-3 is the source of this 1437-nucleotide messenger RNA. RefSeq names its product alcohol dehydrogenase. The record is from RefSeq and is a predicted model, not a curated record. NCBI's taxonomy places the organism in Eukaryota, Fungi, Ascomycota, Eurotiomycetes, Onygenales, Ajellomycetaceae. Gene Ontology annotation, cellular component: cytosol. Bases 1 to 1437 code for a protein of 478 amino acids. The transcript has a single exon. Gene Ontology annotation, molecular function: D-arabinose 1-dehydrogenase [NAD(P)+] activity. Gene Ontology annotation, biological process: dehydro-D-arabinono-1,4-lactone biosynthetic process.